AUGAUAUACUUUAAUAACAGAAAGCUUUUUUUAUUUAUUACUUUUUGGAUAUUAUACCUAAAAAAUAAGACAUAUUUUGGAAGAUGGGAAUUUAAAAAUAUAUACAAAUUAAUGUAUACAGAAUGUAUACAUAGAAGAAUACUAUUAGAAUUUGAUUCAGAAAAUUCCAAUGUUAAUGGUAAAAUGAAAUUCAAUUAUUCAAGUCAUGAAAUAAAAGAAAAUGAAGAAAAUGCUGAUAGGGAAAAUAUUUAUCAAAUAAUCAACGAAACAAUGGAAAAAUUUGACACAUGGAAAUAUGCAUCUAGUGAAAGAAACGCAAACAAUGAAUAUGUUGAUUUGAAAAAAAAUAAAACUAUUUCAAAAUUAUAUGAUAAAUUUUCCAUUCUUGAAAUAAAGAAUAAGAUAUUCAAAAAAAUUAUGAACUAUUUAAAUAAAAAAUACAAACAAAUUUAUUAUAAACAAAAAAUAAAAGAAAUAUUCCAUAAGGUGAUGAAAGAUAAAAAGAAAAAAAUAUAUUCCCUUCCUAAAGGAUUACGAUAUGCAGCAAUAGGUAUUGUAAUGAUAAUUUCGUUUAUACUUAUUCUUAAAGUACUCUAUCUUUCUAAAUCUGCUUUUGGAGUUACAACUAUUCCCUUAUCCAUAGCUACUUUAUUGUAUGGUAAAUGUGUUGUUACAACAAUAAAUAAUCCGGCAGUUUUUAUCUUCAUUACCGUUACUAUAAUUAUUUUAUUUAUUCUACUAAUGUUUUUAUUAUAUAAAAUUUUUAUUCAAAAUAAAUAUGAAGACGACUUAUAUGAUGAAGAACUCGAAUAA
Messenger RNA from Plasmodium reichenowi, 813 nucleotides. RefSeq names its product putative exported protein. The coding region runs from base 1 to 813 and encodes 270 amino acids. The record is from RefSeq and is a predicted model, not a curated record. Lineage: Eukaryota; Apicomplexa; Aconoidasida; Haemosporida; Plasmodiidae. The transcript is spliced from 2 exons.